Messenger RNA from Triticum turgidum subsp. durum (durum wheat), 1470 nucleotides. The record is from the annotation of a GenBank genome assembly. NCBI's taxonomy places the organism in Eukaryota, Viridiplantae, Streptophyta, Magnoliopsida, Poales, Poaceae.
AUGCGGUCGCCGGUCUUUGCCACGGAGCUCUUUGGUGACGCGAAGGAGAGCACCACACACCGAAUAAGGAUAGACGACAUGGAUGCCUCCACAUUUAGGGCCAUGAUCCGGUUCAUCUACACUGACGAGCUUCCGAUGAAGCCAAACGACCAUGUGGAAUCAAGAAGCCCCCUCAAUAAUUUUAAAGAGGAAUACAUGUCCACGGCUCGCAAACUCCUUGUGGCAGCAGAUCGGUAUGAUCUCGAGAGGCUGAGGCUCAUGUGCGAGAACAUACUGUCGGAGUGCAUCAAUGUGGCCACUGUCAUGAAGACAUUACUGCUGGUGCGAGGCCGCCAAAGGUGCUAUCAGCUCGAGGAUUCCUGCAUCAAGUACAUAUCGUCUGAUCCUGAUGUGUACAACGCGGUGAGGGCGACCAAGGAGUAUGAGGAGCUCAAAGAAACAUGCAGCUCUUUUAUAAUUGAGGUCACUGAGAGAGUAGCCACACACAUCAUGGCCAACCACCCUUCUUCCUCCAGUAGCACUCGACCACCAGCACAAGAGAAGAGCACAUCCAGAUAUAUUUUGUCGGAUGUAGUCCGCGGCACGCAUGAGUUCAGAAUCCCCAUCUUUAGCUCUUUGCAAACGAGCUACCGUGUUAGUCAAGUAAUGACUUCCGACGUAUUCAAGGUAGGCAGUUACGACUGGAAGAUAAAUGUGUACCCGUCUGGAUAUGACGUUGAAGAGCACAUAUCCGUCUACCUCUGUCUAUGCACUGAUCCUGGAACUGCUACAGUCAAGUCAUCGAUCAGGUUCCGGAUCGAUGACCCUAACGGCAAAUCACCGUCGAUGGUGCUUGGUUCAGAAGACACUUUUACAAAGUUGCAUCAAACCUCGGGAUUUCAGAAGUUCAUUGCCGUGAAUUCUGCGAAGUCACGGUACGUAGGACACGAUGGCUCCCUCACCAUACAUUGUGACCUUGACGUCCACAAGGAGGCAUGCACUACUAGUACUAGCACCACCAUCGCUAAAUCCAUGAUAGUUGUACCGCCGUCCAACAUUGCGUGGCACCUCGAGCAACUGAUGGUGAGUGGGCAAUGGUCGAACGUGACGUUCCUGGUUGAGGAGAGCAAGAUUCACGCGCACUGGCUCAUCAUUGCCAUGCGGUCACCAGUUCUGUUCGAAACGGUAGCGAUGGAGACGUCCAAUUGGGUCAUACGGAUCGACGAUAUGAAGGCCGCUGUCCUGAGGGCAGUGCUCCACUUUGUCUAUACCGACGAGCUGCUUCCUGUGGAUGAUGUGGUAGCAGCCGGAGAAAUGCUCGCGACGGCAUGCCGGUUUCGCUUGGAGAGGAUGAGGGCCAUGUGCGAGAACUUGCUCGCCCGUCUCAUUACGAAAGACAAUGUCUUAAGCAUGCUGGAGCUGGCAUGGCGUCACCAAUGCGAGGACCUCAAGCUUUACUGCAUCGAGUUCACCUCGCUUGCAAUGAAGUGA